Messenger RNA from Homalodisca vitripennis (glassy-winged sharpshooter), 16113 nucleotides. Its product is annotated as ras-specific guanine nucleotide-releasing factor 1-like. Gene Ontology annotation, molecular function: guanyl-nucleotide exchange factor activity. The coding region runs from base 17 to 685 and encodes 222 amino acids. The record is from RefSeq and is a predicted model, not a curated record. The transcript is spliced from 4 exons. Gene Ontology annotation, biological process: Ras protein signal transduction; positive regulation of GTPase activity. NCBI's taxonomy places the organism in Eukaryota, Metazoa, Arthropoda, Insecta, Hemiptera, Cicadellidae. Gene Ontology annotation, cellular component: plasma membrane.
CCUAGGUCAAGCAUGGAUGAAGACAGACAAAGCAACGAAGGCUCCUCACAUCAUUUUGAUGACUAGGAGGUUUAAUGAGGUAUCGCAGCUUGUUGUGUCUGAGAUUGUGCGACGGUCCAAUAUAAAUGCGCGGAUCAACGCAAUCGAGAAGUGGGCCGCUGUCGCGGAUAUAUCCCGCUGUCUUCACAACUUCAACGGUGUCCUCCAAGUCUGCGCUGCUUUCACCAACAGCUCUGUCUUCAGACUAAAGAAGACGUGGGAGAAGGUGUCGAAAACUACUAAACAGACGAUAGAGAAGCUGCAGAACAUCGUAUCGUCGGACGGCCGGUUCCGUAACCUGCGAGAUGCUCUGCACCGUUGUGACCCACCCUCCAUCCCCUACCUGGGCAUGUACCUCACCGACCUAUCCUUCAUCGAGGAGGGAACACCCAAUUUCACUGAUGAUGGACUACUCAACUUCUCCAAAAUGAGAAUGAUUGCCCACGUUAUUCGUGAGAUACGCCACUACCAGCAAACGCCGUACAAAAUAGACCUCAUCACCAAGGUCACCAACUAUCUACUGGACCCUUCCUUGUUGCUGGACGAUGAUGAGUUGUACCAGAUGUCGCUAGAGAUCGAACCCCGGACUUCCCGGCUCAGUGUGGCCAACAUUGCAACCACACUCCCCAAUCCUCCUCGUGCUUGAGAGCCUGCCUCCUUCCGAAGGUUCAAGUUUCAGCUCUGAGAAUCAAUUCCGGGCCUCUCAGAAGAGGUUUUGAAUGUCCUUAGAAAUUACUUAUGAGCAGUCUAAAUCGAUCUGAAACAUUGCUACGUUUAAUUUUAUCGAAAAGAACAAAAGUCUAUUAGAUUUAAAACCCAAUUCAAACUAACCCUCAAGCUGGCUAUCAAUUCCUCUACACUCACACACAAUCUUUAGCCUUAUUAAAAUUUAUAUUGCAUCAUUUUAGAAUGGUUCAAAGAAUACUCUAUGGCUCUAUUCUGUUUCUAUAUCCUUUAAUAAUGCUGGAUAAUGUUUCUAUAUUUUUUGUGAUUACGUGACAUAUUAUUUACAUGUGAAAGAUUUUUACAAAUUUUGAAGUAAUUAAUAAAUACAAAUUUGGUAAUUAUCGAUCAAAUAUAUUGUAAUAAAAAUAUAAUUUUUAAACCCAGAGGACUUUUCAUUGAUAAAAUUCAUUUUUAUCGAGGUUAACAACACAGCCUGUAACAUGUACUGACUAAUAUGUGAAUAAUUUAGAUAAAGUAUUACGUAUAAUCUAUAUUAUUUGUUUUAACAAUGCACAAAAAAAUUCUUCGUUGCCUGUAAUGCAAUAAAAUUGUUUGCUAGUCACAACUAUUCAUUAAAAUUGCUAUAAGUAUACAAAAUACUAGUAUGGUAAAAAUAAAAGAAAUAAUGAAAACUGGUUUAAUUCAUUUGGGUGGUUGUUCUUCACUUAAAUGAUAAUUAUUUCCAACUGAAACAUUCCAGACAUACAAAGAAAAGCUUGAUUUCUGUAACAUCAACUAUUUAUAGUAUACAAGGCAGUUCCUGGUACAGAACAGGCUCCGUUGCCGUGGUACACAUAUCCGUUGCCAGCUUGAGGGUAACAAACUACUGUACAAACUUAUCCUUCCUCUUUUACACUAAAUCUAGGGGCUACCUAAAAAGACUGAUCUACAAAAAAGUUAACUCUACAUAAUAUUUGCAUUGUAAAUUUGAAACACUGUAUUCUAGUAACUUUAGGAAUUAAGAAGAGGAAAUGUCAGUAGCGUUUGAACAAUAAAAGCUCUAUAUGUAGCUACAAAACAUUUCAUGAAAGGAUAAUAAAAUUGGUAUGUUCUUUUAAAAAUCCAUAAAUAUCGGUAUCAUUUAUGAAAUGUUCAGAUAUCAGUUAAACCGAUCUGAAUAGUUUGUUAUGUUGAGAAACCUCUUCUUGGACGGUCCAUAAGUUAAAAAUGUCUGGAGUAAUUUAAAAAAUAUUUCAAAUUUUCUCAAAUUUAUUAUCAACUACUACUGGUAUACAGUUUCUUAAUAAUAUUGCAAAUUGUACAUUUGAGCACAAUCAAUUGUUAAGAUAGUUUCGGUAGACUAGCUAGUUUUAAGGUAAAAUCAUUUUAAAAGUCGUAGAAGUUGAUCAGAUUAAUAGCUUUGUAGGUAAAUGCACAGGAGGAAGCCCUGUUUGUAUAAUUGUUUAUAUUUACAAAAAGUUUUAUGCAGUGCAUUUUAUAACAUAUGUACAUGCUUUAUAAAUGAAUAUAAAUGUGUAAUAAUUUAAAAGAACUUGAUAUCGGUUGGCUUUACAUAUUUUUAGAACAUUUGAUUUUGAAGACACCAUAAUUUUAUGUUAAAAUAGUAUUAAGUACAUAGAAAGUGGAGAGAUUUAAAGUUGUUUAAAACUUGUAUUAUUAUUAUUAUUAUGGUUUUAACUUAACACUACCCUCUCCAAAAUUCCACUUUAGAUCAAUUUGGUGUGAUUGCACAUUGGUGUAAGGCAGCUCUAAUAAUAUAAUAAUUGAUUGAUGAUUGUGUUUGUUUCCCUAAAAACCAUUUCGAAAUCAUCAAAGUUUUCUGGUUGAAGACGUAUUGAAAUAGUGUUGACUCAGUUAGAAUCUUGAACUAUUUCAGCUUUGCUGUGGCGAUUCAUCUUCAGUGAAUAGAUGUAAAACCAAAAUUGAAAACCAGUAGCGAACACAACGCGAUAUAAUUGAAGUUUUGGUGUAUUUGAGAUUUGACUUUAAAUCACUACCAUAAGGUUACUAAGAAUACAACAUUAAUUAAAUAAUUAGUCUAAUGCCAAAAUGUGAAAUUACACUUAUCCCUUUAUAUAGCCUACCGAGCAAUAAAUUCCGUUUCCACAUGGUAAAGGAGUUUUGGAUAGUUCAUUCUCCCAAGGUGUUAAUUGCAUAUUAAAAACAUCUUUGAAAAUAAAUAAUUUGUAUGCAAAUGGCUUGUGCCAUCUCACAAAUUUUCAAAACGUAAGCAGCAUUAUUUUUUAGACAAAACCUAAUGUUUAGACCAGAAAAAGUGACUUUAUAGGUGAAAGUCAUGAUCAUGGUGAAAUCAAUGAAAUCAUAAAACUGAAAACAAAAGAGGAAAAGUUGUUUGGGAAAUAUUUAUACAAAAAUCGGACCUAAAUGCAGUUUCUAUUGUACAUUGUGUACUGAAAUUUAUCCAAAAUCUACAAUCAUGUUUUUAUAAAUUCCCAUCAAAAUUUGAUUUUUGGAUCAUAUAAACAUGGAAGAAUGUGAAAUUUCACUGGGUUGUUAAAUCUUUUUAUUUAAAAAUAUAUAUCUCUCAAACAAUACAAUACUUCUGUAAAAAAAUCACAUUUUUAGUUUCAGUAUCAACUCCGGAUAGAAACUAAAUUGGAAUGAUUGCUUAAUUUUCUUAAGACUAUGAAUUUAAUUAUUGAAAACUUUAUUUAGGAUUCUAUAGUUGAGUCAAGUUUUAACUAGAACACAAUUGAAAAAGUACUAAACUUUUGUUGCUACAUCAGUGUAUCCUACCUGUGCAAGUACCUAUUUGUUAGAUUUGCUAGGUCAAACCGAACUUUCUAAUGUUGUCAAAUUUAGUCUCUAGCUAAUGUUAUAGCUUCAUUGAUAGUAUCUUUAGACAUUUUCAUAUCAUAUCCUCAACAAAAAAGAUAAUAAAAUAAAACUCCCAGGCUAGAGCUUUUCAACUGCCAUUUGAAGUUAUCGUAACCUCCCCACCAUUGUAUUUAUAACAAACAUAUCUAAAUAGUAAUGUUUGAUUUCCUUAGGUGAUAUUUACAGGUAUCGUUUCGACUGUGAUAUUGAAGUUCAUGACAUUUUGUUCACCUUAAAAAAAGUUUGAGAAGUGAUUUGUUAUCUAGUAGAGUUUUAACCCUUUGUCUUUUUGCAGAUAUUGUUAUUAUAAUGACCAGGACCAUCAUAUUGAUAUAGAUCGCACAAUUUUUAUAUGUAUCUUUAGAUAGACAGUUAGGUGUUUCACUCUAAUUGAAUGUUUAUUUUAAUAUAUCAAUUAAUUUUUGUUUCUAAUUAAUUUUCUUUAAUACGAAGGCAGAAUAUUUGUUUUAAUGAUUUUUUUUAUUGUUAUUAGUUAUUUCUUUAUACAGCUGCCUUCACUCUCCAAAGGAGACUGGCCAAUUCAGAAAAUAUAAGAGAGGUUUAUGCGCAAAACCAGUUUUUUGUUCUAUGAACACAUUUUACAUUUCUUUAAAGGCAUCUGAAUGGAGUGUACGUAUGUCAUGGAAAAAAACACAUAUACUAAAGGAAGCUCAAAAGUUGCCAUAAUAACCCUGCUCAGGGAGGGGUGUACAUUGCAUUGGCGAAACACAGAAGAAAUGGCUUGAUGUGGCGCCUUCCUUCCCAGAUGCUAAUCAUUAUUGCUGCUAUAAAAAUUACUAGAGCAGCCCACACCAAAAUAGUCUGAAGACAUAUGAGGCAGUGUUGCCAUAUUGCUGAACUCAAGCAUUAUGAGGGGUCUAAGGUCACUACUCUCGGUUUUAUUUACAUGUUUGCAAAGUAGAAUUUGUAACAACUGAUGUUUGUUUAUUUGCAACAGAUGAAGAGACUGAUUAAUUUUUCUAUUCAUAAAAUUGGCAACAUUGUUGGGGCAUAGGAGGAUUUAGAUGCACCUACCACUGCAAUAUUUGUCAUCCACAUUCCCUUCAAGAAACUAAGGGGCAACAUAAUAGAGACUUUGAUGUCUUUUGCUAUUUCGUAUUGGCCUAACACCAAUACCAACCAGCUUUAAUUGAUUCUUUCUUUCAAUAUUUGAUGACAGGUUCAUAAGCCUCAAAUCAAACUCAUAGCCUUGGCUGUGUAAGGGACCCAAUAUGUCAACUCCCUUAAUUUCUUCAAAUUUUGAAUAUAUGCCUUAUUUGAAGUUUCUUAUAAGUUAUCUAUUUUUCUUUUACUGAUCAUUUUAUUAAAGCAACUGAAUCAUGCUUUUGUUUCUGCCACACUUCCAACUAAACUAUGCAGUGCAGUUAUUGAUACACACUGUUGUAUAACCACCAUGAAUCUCAUUCAUCUACCCAUUAAGAACUUUACCAUUUUUCAAUAUGAAGGAGAUAAAACUUAUAAGCCCACAGGAUUUGAGCAGAGGAUGUACCUAUUUCUCUAUCUCCUAAUGCACACAACUAAGGUUCUUCCUCACGACUUCGGAAUACACUUUAAGUAUAAAUUUAGUAUAAAAGUGAAAAAUUGUGUCUCCAACAGCAGAUAUGGUACUGUCCAUUUCUAUCUGUUGUUACUUGGUUUUUAUUCCUUGUUUCAAGUUUGUUUUUGACAAUAAAGGUGUGUACAGAAGUUUUCCGGACAUUUGAUGUUGUCCAGGGGUGUGAAAAAUCAGUAAUACUCUAUUUCGAUAUCUAUAAUCUGAUCUCUUCUUUAAAGGAAUAGGUAAUCUAACACAUAGCAACAAGCUAGUUGGAAAUAAACAAAAAAUACCAUAAGAAUUGUAACAUAAGUAUGUCACAAAUAACAGCAGAAUGUUGAAUAAAUUCCUUGCACACUAUUUUUUAAACAGUCACUUAAUAAAACUAGCACUAAUUAUUAUAAACUGAAUUAACCAAUGUAGGUUACAAGAUGCCUCCUUGUAUAAAGAACCACUAACAACCAGCCAAUGGUUAAUAGUAAAUGGUAAUCUUCAUGGCAGAAACGAGAUCGUUGAAAAAAUCUGGAAACGGAGUGGUCCUUUUCAUUGUUGGUGUAUUCUAGAUAAACUUCUUAAAACCAUUCUGUAACCCUGCAUAGAUCUAUUUGAGCUCCGUAUUCUGUUUGGUUGCUAUUAUUUGGUUUCGUUGUUAUGAGAUUUUAGCUAUGAGUGAUAUGUGUUUUUUUAAAUGGUUAUAAUGUACUUUUUACCAACUCUUGUAAUUUUCUUUAAUAAUUCUGGCACAAAAAAGAUUGACAUAAAUCCAAAUUUAUCUCCUGUUUUCAUUUCUUCACUCAAGAGUGUUUCUUGUGUUUCGUUUAUAACUGACAGAGUACUCAUUCUGUCCAAGAUGCAAUUCUACUUUCUCAAUUCUCUCUUAAUCUAUCACUAUAAACUCUGCUCUGUUAAAAAUGAGUAGCCAACCUUUCCUUCUUGGUGAGAAUUUUUGGUUUGAAUGAUGGUUUAAAGACUUUCUGUGUGUGAUUUAUUUCAAAAAAUUGUCAGGUGGAUGGAAAGAGAAAUGCUAUAAUUUAUACAAAAAUUAUUCAGUUUAGCGUCCUUAUGAGAAAAAAACAAAACAAAACAAAAGUAUCAUGCACUAAAUGUUGUUUGAACUGAGCUAAAGUUAAGCCAUUGCUUGUACUAGAAGAUUAGUCCUUUCAUUUAAUGUUUGGUCUUUCUGAGAUAUGAUUCAGUAAUUCUGACUUGGUACUUUUGUGAAUAGACUCAACAUAACAACUUUCUAGUAUUGGUUUCAGUUCAUUUAAAAAAUAUUGACUUCUCUACAAAGUCCAUAGAAUUUUUAAUAAACUUGCUUAAUUGUUAAAUGUGAUAAUUGCUAUUUACUGUUGGCUAUUGGUCAUCAGUUACCAGAUAUUUGUCAUUGUGGCCUGUAUUAUUUAGAUACAUUUAUAAUAGUUAAUGAUUUUUAUUGAUUUCAAAAGUGGCACUCAUUGUACAAACCUCACAUGACUCUUACAUAGGGAGUCCUUCGAUGGUUUUUCCAUGAGUUUAAAAAUGGUGGCUCCCAGUCAGGUUGGUUUGACAUCCUCCAGAAAUUGAGUUUGCAGCAGUAUCUUUCUCUUAGAUGAGAGCGCUACACAAUCAAAGAGGAUAUGCUCAGCAGUUUCAGUUUCCUGGCUGCAAAGAUGACAUAAAGAUUCAUCGUUAUAGAACCCUAUCUUUGUCAAAUGACUUUUAAGUGGCCAUGUUCAGUAAGGACAAUUAAUGUUAGUAAUCUAUUAUCAAAUGCAUGUUUUAGUGAUAGUAUGCAUGGUGUUGACACCACAUAUUUGCUGUGAUUCCUGACUUAUGCUUGUCACAACUUCUGGUAUGAUUUGUUUAUUUUAACAUAGAUUGUAGUUAUAUGCUAGGUUUGUAAUUCACCUGAGGAAGAGAUCAGAUUGCAGACCUCGAAAUGUUGUAUUACUGAACGAUGGCAAAUGUCCAAAUAAAUCCUGUUUCCUUCACAAACCUUCAUUAAAACUUCAAACAAAGAACUGAUCAUUCAUUUGUAAAAGCAGUGUUGCGCAUUCCUGUUUUUUAUCUUUACUUUUGGAAAUGAAAUGGGAGAUCCAGUGUCAUAAUUAUCGUCUAAGUUGUCCUGGUUUACAAAGCACUGAAACAUUGUUAAUACAAUUCAAUCCUUGAAAUAUUUACUUCGGCCUUGAUGUGAAGUGCUACCUAACUAAACAAGGCUCUUUACAGUGAGGUUGAAAUAUUUAUAGAAUCUAAUUGCGUUAAAUUCCUUCCGAUGCUGAGUAGGCCUAAACCAUAAAGCUUAGAUGAAAUUAAGAAAGCUGUGUACUUCUUUGCUAAAAACGACCUUUGCAAUUGAGUUGGAAGUGCAUUGUCAUGAUGAAGCAACCUUUCUGAUCCCCAAAACUCAAAUGAAACUUACAGGCAUAAACUUUAUGUUUUUCUAGCUAAAUUUAUUCUCUUCAAUAAGAUCGAUUGUACAAAUUUUUGAAACAACCUUGAAAAUUCAUUUGGAAUAAUAAAGAAGUGUCUCUAGAGUCAGAUAAUACUGACUUCAUGACUGAUACUCGAUUUUACACACUCCACCAUUCCAGAUGCUAUAUUGCAUAUAGGCCCUCAUCUGUGAAUAUAAAGUUUGAAUUGGAAAGGAUAUUUUGGCACCAAAAUGUAGCUAAUCUGCCUAAAUACCUUGAGAGAUGCUUGAUUUAUACCAGAAUAAAGUUCAAAACGAAUUAGUGCUUUGGGUAUGCGUACGAAUUAGAUAUUCCAGAAUUAGAUGUAUGAACAUUUGAAAGCCUACUGUAAAUUACGUUUUUAAUAUUUAUUUCAAUUAAUUAACAGGUAAAUUUAAUAUUUAACUAUGGCUAAUUAAAUACCAAACUAUUAUAAUAUACACUAAUAUCUUGUUAAUUAUAUUUUUUAUUACAUUUAUGUAUUAUCCUCAUUUUUCUUGUGGUAAUACAGGCAAAUGGACAAUCCACGAUGACAAUGUAAUGUAAUUACACAUUUGAUUAAUACUUUUAAUAGUCAAAGGGUUAAAACAAGCUCUUAGUCAUUAAUAAUAAGCUUUUGUUCAUUUCUUGCUUUUAUGUUGAUUUAAUUAUGCCACAAUUUUACACUGUUACUAUACUCCAUUUACCAUAAGAGCAAUAAAUGUUAUGAUGAUAAUUUAAAUUCUUAAUCAGUAUUAAAUUUAUAAAAGACUGCUGUUAUGUUAUCAAAAGUCCAAAAUAAUUUUUGGAAACUAUUUUGUAGUUAUUGAAUGAUAAUAGUCCUUAGAGAACAUACAUUUAGGAAUAACAUGACUGUGGAUUGAUUUUUAUUUCUGAUGUAAUUACUGUAUUAUGCUUCAUUAAGAAAAAUAAACAUUGCACUUUCAGAGGUCACAUUUUAAAAUGUUGUAAUUAAUGUGAAAAGUUUUGUUUUACGUUAUUCCUACUUUCAGGGAACAGGCUUUUUACUUUUAAGGCUUCGUCCUGGUUCCAGAAUGAAACAUUUCGAUUAAAAAAAUAUUAUCUAAAAGUACUGAUUUAAACUGUACAAAUUCAAUUUUUAAAAUCAAUUCAGUAGUAAAUUUUACUACCUACUUAGCUUGAGCCUUCAGAAGGAAAAUUUGACAAAUAUUCCAUGCCUUUGAUUACUACAUUGAUUCCAAUGCAUGGAUUGUUGCUUUAAACAUACAGUAUACUCAAAAAUGAGUUAUAAUAAUACAUUUUUGAAGACAAUAGUUCUUUCUCAUAUUACUAGUUUGUCUAUAAACUUUUAAAUAAAAGUGUCUUUUCUAUUCUUGUGAAAUAAUUUUACUUUUUGUAAUGUUCCAGCCUAUAUAUUGACAUUGAUCAUAUUUGUUCGAAUUUAUCUGCACAAGUAUGUUUUUAGAAAAAAUCUCAAACCCUAUUUAAUCAACAUAGCAUCUGCCUAGAUUUUAUUUCCUGACAGAUACCUUUAGUAUCAUACCAGUCCUUAAACAAUGUAAUAUCUAAUGAAAAAAUCUUUUUUUUGUAAUAUUUUUAAUGCCUUUGACAUCUCAAAUGCUGCAUUGAAACCCAUUCUCAUCUACUUUGUUAUUGAAUCAAUACAUAUGUGUAUAUGUAUAAUAACUUUUUUAUACAUUAUUUUACACCAAAGAUUCAGUAUCACACUGAAGAAAAUUAAUGUCAUAAUAUGUUGCCCUACGUGGUAGAGUUUGUCGUACUUUGAUUGGUUUUCCACCUAGGAGAGGGAAAAAUAAAAAUAUAUUUGUUAAAAGCGAAGGAUGUCAUUUUUUGAUAAAUGUUAUUGGACUAAAUAGAAUUAAAAGAUAUCUGUCAUAUGUUUACAUGAAGAAGAUGAAGUUUUACUGUAACCACUACAAAUUAAUAUUGAAAAGUGUAUAGAAUAAUGCAAAUAUUUUAUUGUAAGUACUUACUUUUGAAGUGAAUUAUUUACAGGUGUACAUUUUACUUGUACUAUAAAAAAUAGGGCACAUUAUUUUUUUUAUUCUGUCCAAAAAGAUUAAACUCUUCCAUUUGCUAAUUGAAAUUUCUAUGAUAGCUGUAAUGCAGUCGGUUUAUCACUUCCAUUGAAUUUAAUAUUUAUUCAUAUAUCAUAAAUGAAGGAUAUAUUAACAGAGAAUUCCCAGGAACAAAGCUAGAUUGUAUGAUUAUUUGUGCCUCCUUCAUUACAUAUCAAUUAUUGUUCAACAAUUACUCUAAAUACAAUAAAACGUUUUCACUAACAUCCCAAAAUAAAAUCUAUACAAAUAUUAUUUCUCUCUUUUAAAAAUUUAAACUUCAAUAAAUUACUUCACACAAGUACCAGGAAUAGAAAAGACACCUACAUAACAUAGAACUUACUAUAAUUUAUAAUUUCUUUACUGCAUGUAUUUAUCUCCUGUCCCGACUGUGACUAAGUGUUGUCGAUUAAGUGGGAACAUAUCACAUAACAACGGGAAGGUAGGAUCCUUGACAUUGCUCAAUCCUGGGACCUCUUUAUGGAACUCCACCAUAUCACUGUACAUAAAACAUAACCUCAAUUCCCGACCUGCCUUCUUGCUACUUAUGUAUAAAUAUGUAAAUAUACGAUUAUAUUUUUCCAAAUGAAGAAGUGAUAUUAAUUUUUGUUUUGUUUUUUUAUGAAUUAGUGUAGUUAAGACAGUUAUAUAUUGAACUUAAAAUAAUUAUAAUAAUCUUGAUUAAUGGUCCGAGUUUUUUGUAAAAUUUAUUUCUACAAUGUACUGUCCAUGAACUCUGUCCAAACCUACCAGAAUAUUCUGCAUUUGAAAGCCAGAAACUUAAGAACAGUAAACAAAAUGCCCAUAGACUUGUUUCUGACCCCUUGAAGGAUUCGAGGUAGUGGUUAUAAGAAUUACUCUCCUUGCGAGUAUUACGCUCAUUGCCAUUGAAUGUCCAGAUCAUCCUAAUUCAAGUUUUAUACUCUAUUAUAGUACGUGUAAUGGUUACAUUGAGUUGAAUUGGUAAAGGACUUUUUAUCUAGUGACAUGGAUUGGGGGAAACCAUACUCGGUACAAUUGUGGAAAUGGCUCUUUGAAGGAAUCGUUCUAGGUUUUCUGGUACACUGUCAACAGAUAUAAACACAACUCAAAACGUAAAAUAUUCCAGCCUCCCUAAUGAGAGACAUCUUCAGUCAACAAAUGUGGAGCCGGAAACUACUCAUCGAGUGGCUGGCCACCUUAGAUCACAAUAACUUUACAAAACUAACAUGCAAAAUACCUAAAAUUCUUUUAUUACACUCCUGUUUAUCUCUGUAGAAGGCUUAGAGAUCUGCUCUCAGGUGUAGAUGCUCAUAUAUGUCUCCCACUAGAUCAUGGUGCUGUCCAUGCUAAAAUUUUGGGAGGGAUUAUUUUUCCCUAUGGAUUUAGAUCUAUUGAUUCCUCUUUUCUAUCCCACAUGCCAGUAUGUAAACCCAUUUAGAAACAGUCUGGUCUUAGUGAGGGAAAAACUGUGCAAACUCACUUUAGAACAAUCUAAGGAAAGUUUUGAGGUUAGUCUUGGUACCUCAGAAAUCAAAUUCAGAACCUCCAACUAUGCUAUCAAAGUACAACCCCACUUUCAGAUUAUUGGGAAUAGAUCUGUGAGAAAUGUGAUUUUUUUGGAUGGAGGGUCACCAGUUUAUUUUCUUGUGGAGACACUAUAAAUAAUACAAUAUUGUUCUGAGAAAAAAUAAUAUUGCUGUUACCACCAUGCUGAAUUCUCUUUAUGUGAUUGUAUUCUUGUUGGAGUCACUUGAUUAGUACAUGGAUAAACUGAACAUAAUUCUCAUCUGGACAAGGUGAUUAAAAUCCACCCAGGCUGUUGAGGUCUGGUAUUUAGACUCUUCCUGAGUCCAAAAGAUUCCAUUUAAGUGCUUUAAAGCACUACUUCUCUCUCAAGUACUUGGUAAAUAGUUGUUCUCCACAGUCAUGAAAUGAGAAUGCCAAGCCUUAAAACCAUUUCAAACCAAAGCACCAUCUGGAUCCAAAGCUUACAACUUUUACACUAUUACUGUAAUGUACCAAAUGCAAAUUCUAUAAUUAAGGGAGGGGAAGAAGAAAUAAAGUGCUGUCUUCAUAAUCUGUCCAGGACACAACUGAAUAUCCCCAUUUACCUUCUAUUCAAUCCUAACCUCAAAAUGUAUGUCAAGGUCGACUGGUCCAGAAACAGAAUCUACAGAAUAACGAACUUUUUUCUAGAGGGGAACAUGAGAUCUGCAACUGAUCUUAACUUUGUCAGCCGGAGCAAGUGACAAAAGUGUACAUACUCAGUUUAAAGGCAAGUCCCUGUACAGACUUAAGAUAAAUGUUCUCAUCAGCUCACCAACAAAAGAAGAUAACCAAAACAAAAGCAAAAUAACCCACAUUGCACCAACUGGGUUCCAAAAUUUGGUAGUACACCUCCUUGACUCAGUUGAUGAGUAACAAUGGAAAUUCCAUGAUGAGCAAAUUGGCAAAAUUAAAAAAACCCAGUAAACUUUGUAUUCCAUAAUCCUGUAUGGCUGCUUUCUUGGGGAGAUAGUUUACCAUGAGACUUUUCUUCACCAACACUCUGCUAAAAGCACUUAAAAUACAUCAAGUAUUAUAUUCACUUUCCAAAAUAAUUAAUAGUUUUCUACAUGUACUCUCUUUUUUCCUCAUAUCAACUAUUGCCUGGUCACUCUAGAUAACCUAAUCUUUAUAGUAAGUUGUAUUUACUUAAUCAUUACAAAUGACAUUACAUUAAAAGAAAUUUCAGUUGAACUCUUCAGUGAAACAUUUCUGUUCAUAAUGUGUUGAAAAAAAAACAAAUUUUGGAUACAACUUACAGUGAUUUGUGUUAGUUCAUUUUGUAAUUUUGAGUAAUCUGGUGUAAUUUGGGUAGAGUUCUUUUGCAUAAUGUGUUUCCAGUUAUUCACAAUUCUUUAAGAGUAAUUUGAAACAGUUUCUAUGAUUUUCUGCAGCAUUAAUGACAACAGUAUAAAUGUUAUGAGUAAUAUAUUUUCUCUACUUAUUCUACUGUUAGGAAGUUUUAGACCGAAAUUAACACUUAUACUAAACUCUUUUCUCUUCAUGUACUUGCUGUUUAAUUUUAAAACACAUUUUUGUAGUAAUCGCUUAAAUUGAACUUCACGAUUUUUAUUCUGUUGAAGUUGGAUAUAACACAAUUUUCUUUCAAGGAUAAGUAAGUUGUUUUUGAGAAUUCACCUGUGUAAGGAAGAGGGGGAGGAGACCCCUUCUAUUCACGAGCUUGUACAGCUAUAUGUUCACAUGUAACAUUGUGUGUGUUCCUAAUGUCGAUCAAUGUUGACCUCAUGUUCUUGUGGACGUAGUUUUGGAAUUGUUACAGUGUUACGGUUGUGAUUUAUGUUAUGUAUAUACAGAGAUGUAUCUGUUGUUCAUUGUUACAGUUACACUAAAGCAGAAAACUCAAUUAUUUUUAAAGUUGACUCUUUGCUAGUCUAAGUCCUUUAUGUCAAAAAGUGUAAGUAUUUUUAAGGCAUCAGUUUUUUGUUUGUAAAACAGUUACUGGAUUUAAAAAUAAUAUUGUGUAUUGUGGUAUCUGACCAUAGUAUUAGGUAUGAUUUCUUGAAGAAUUAGAUUUCUUACAGCUAGUGUUUUAGGUUCGUGUUCAGCAAUAUACUUUAUUGUUAAAUUCAAUUAAAUUGUACCUAAUAAAACAUGAACAUCAUAUUUUAUUAUUUGGAUUCUUAAUUGUUCUUGAAAUGUAAGAAAUGUUAGUAGACCUAUAGACAAAAUAUGAUCCUCUGUUAUCGGUUCAUAUCUUGGAUUAACUGUGUUUAUUACAUAAAUUAAUUCAAUAACCUUUUUUAAUCAAUUAGGUGUGUGAAAUCAGUUGACUGAGUUUGAAAUUGUUUGAAAAAUAUUAAUAUUCUUUUGUACUUAAUAUUCUGGAAAUAUGUUACUUUUAUUGUCAUUUAACUCUUAUUCUCAUGAUGAUAUGUAACGGCAACUUUAUGUUAAGUUGUCAUUUUUACUAAAUUGUGGGGUUAUGUUCCAAUUGCUGACAAUAUAUAGUGUAAAUUCUGUAUAGUUUUCAGCUUAUUAUAUUUUAAAUCUACUUUAUUACAAUUUUAAUUUACAUUUUUACUAAAUUUAGGUCAAAAUGAUCAAAACUUAUUAAAGAAUACCUUAAGACAUCACAUUAUAAUUUUUUUCCUUAUUUAGCUAACUUGUUUAUGAACUAAAAGAAACAAAGUGUGAUAAACAAUAAAAACUAUGCAAAAGCUAAUCAUUUUUUGGAUUCUUUAGUCAGCCGUUGGGUGGUUUUGUGUACUUCAAAAUCCCUCAGAAAGAAACUUUUCGUGAUCAUGGAUUGUGUACAAGAACAGACUCAAGAAUGUAGCCAGGAAAUUUUUGGGGGGCCUCCCCCGGAAACAUUAACAUUUUUGAAUCUUUCAAAUAAGCAAAAUAGUGAAUUUAGCAAAAAAUUAUAUGUCUCUGAAUAGAUUGUACUGACGAUUGAAAUUCAUAAUUGUGGAGGCACUGCAUAAGUAAGCUGUUUAGGAUUAAUAAUUGAAAUUUAUUAGACUUAUGUAGGUAGUAAUGUAUUUACAAAAAAUAUGCUUUUAUUGUCUGUAAAAACACAGUGCACUGUCUACAAAUCCACUGAGUAUUGAUAAUAUGUAAAAGAGUUUUUACAAAAUUAAAAUUCUUCUUGACUUCUGAGCCAUUGCAUCUAGUACUUACCAUGGAGAUACUGAGAUUUUCCUGUAGUGGAUAGAAAGUAAAGGCAAGUUCAGUCAACCACUCUUUCCCCAUUUUGUUCCUUAAAAAAGUUCUUGACCCAUUUCAAAGUUGAGAACGAUCUUUCAUCAGUACAUGUUAUUAAUACUGAAUUAUUUAAAUAAUAAUAAUAAUAGUUUGCUAAAAUAAGUAAUUGAAAAAGUUCAAAAUUUAGGGGGUCUUGACCCCUUGGAUCCCCUCGCUGGUUACAUCCUGGGAUGAGUUAAUUUACAAUCAAGGAAAAUUAAAAGCAUUAGUAACAAUUCUUCUUCAAAAAAUCAUAUUUAUUUUUUAAGAAAGUUAAAUUUUUUAAAUUUGAAUUAAUCUAGGCUAUCAUUUACAAAAUGUUAACACGUGUCUUCUGUUCCACAUUUUUAUACCUAAAUGUGGUUUUAUUUUCCCACAAUACUUUUUAAAUCAAAUUUAACUCUAAACUGAUUACACAGUAUAACCACAAAAAUGUGGAUAUUGUUAUAUUAUGAGUAUAUUAUGGUUAUAAAAUAUCAUGAGUUCAAUUUAAGAAUUGUAGACAAUAUCAAUAAAGCAUUCCUAUGUUAUUUUUGUUACGUAUUUAUUCUAUAAUUUAACUAUAACAUAUUCAGAACAAAUCCAGUUGAUCUGCUUUACAAACACCUAUCUUAUCCUGUCACUGUUAUUGUUAGUUAUGACUCACUGUGAUUCAAUUAUUUGUAAGUUUGUAUAUAUUACCUGUAAUACUUACUUUCUAUGGAACCCUUACACAAUGUUUACUGUACCUAUAACUUAGUACGAGCAAUGGUAUAAAGUAUUAUUCUAAAGUCUAAUAGUUGCGUUAGUCAUGAUGUGUAUAAAACUUUAUAUUUAAGUUGACGUGUCCUUGUGAUUAAAUUUAGACUUUUAGAGAUUUUGUGAAGUUAAGGAAUAUCCUCAUUGUUAUCUGCUUCUAGAAGUGAAGUGAGGAAUUAAGUCAGAAACAUCGAUUUAACAAAAGGAUAAUAGGUAUUAAUUAAAUAAAAUUCAGAGAUUUACUUUACAGUUUCCUGUUUCCCUGUAUUAACAUUUUAUGUUGAAUACAUUUUUGUAACUGAUUCUCUUCUUAAAGCUUACUGAACAAUUUUCCUCAGUCUGAUGAUAUAUAUAUAUACUCUUGGUUACGUUUCAAAAUCUUAUUUAAUUUUUGCUACCUACUUCAAAUCCACAUAAUCUUACAAAAUAUUUGCACGUGUGAUAAACUAAUGCACUUAACUUAACAAUACUCUCUAAUUAAAAGAUUUCUUGUUCGUUAGAUUUAAAGUUAUGAAACCAUAAUUACGCAUCAUCAGGCUGUUCAAUUGUAGAAACAGAGUUUUUUACCGCACUGUACAAAGUGAGUGAGGUUUUCUAGUUUUUUUAGUGAGUACCGUUUCUGUUGAACCUCGUAGUGUAAAAUGACUGUGUAGGUUAGUUGUAGCUCAAGACUUUAUUUUCUAUACAGUGUCCCGUGUUCCUAAAUGUAGUUAGUUACCUUGCAUACGCUUAAUGUUACGUUACGUUGAUUUGUCAAAUAAAUACUCUAACUUAUCUCGGCUGAGCCACUGACAGAUGUGACAAUCUUCGAUCGAUUACUGAUUAGACUAACGAUUAGGCUUAGUUUUGUAUUCUGAGCCUUGGCAUGUUGUCACAUUUGUAUCGUAUUGUAUUGUAUUUCACUUCUUGUUGAACAUGUUGUUGUAUUAUAUUGGCCUCCAAUGGGGUUCUGUAUACAAGAAAGCUUUAAGGUUCACUGAAGGAUAGAAUUUUUGUAUUUCCCUCUAUACAUGUGAUGAAUCUAUUUCUUUCAAAUAUACUAUAUUCUUCUGUA